AGACAGGGCUUCUCUAGGCGAUGGUGCGGUUUGUACUCUAUGUUGCCGGUCGGACGCAUGCGCUGCUUGGGAGGGCAGCCGGAGAGAGUCGGAGUGUUGCUGGAGGGAGAGUCGCUAGUAGCACCUGUGUCCAGGUGGGUGAGGGGCGGGGGAGCUGGAUUCGUGGAGGCGCAGUGGAGCUGCGGGAGAAGGGAAGCAGUUCAUCGCAGCUUCAGUCUUGGACUGUUCAGCCAUCUUUUGAAGUGAUUCCAGCUCAGCCAGAGCUAGUGUUUCUUCAUCCAGCCAUCUCCCCUCCCAUUAACCCUCACCUUCUUGGUGAAAAGAGUGACUCUACUAAUUACCUGCCCAUCCUGAAUUCCUACGCAAAGACGACAACACAUCCCAGCAAAAGAGAUCGUGUCUGGGAUCUGGAGGAAAGAGGGAGAACCAGUGGACAGAAAUGGCUUUGCACAGAUACUGCUAUGUCCAAUAAGACUAGUUUAUUGCCCUCUAGUGCUUGCCCUCAAGUAUCACCUGACUCUAAGCCUGGUCAGGACUCUACUCAGCAGAGUUUUCCAGCUUUGAUGGCAGAUGGAAAAAUGUCAACUACUGAUGGCUUUCAGUAUAUUUCUACUGCCAAACAGAAGGCCCCAGGUUUGAUUCCUUUUUCCCCUACUGGACUCCUCCACAUAUCAGACUGCAAAUCUCCUGAGAUGGAGAAUCCAGUACAGCAUAUGGUGCAAUUAGCAACCUGCAGCCCAGCUUUGGCUGCAGAAGAACUUUAUACUACUCCUGAGCUAUUGUUGCAGCAGCAGCGCAAGCGCAAGCGCUUUCAGAAUACCUUUGUUGUGCUGCACAGGUCUGGAUUGCUGGAGAUCACCUUGAAAACGAAGGAGCUGAUUCAUCAGAACCAGGUAACCCAGACUGAACUGGACCAACUGAAGCAGCAAACACAAUUGUUCAUGCAGGCAAUAAAGAGCAAUGCUCCUCAGGCCUGGGCAGAGCUAGAGGCAUCCCUAACAGGGUCAGAUAAAGCUAACAGCAGCCUUGAGGCUUCUCCUACAUAUCCCAGCAUGUAGCGCAAAAGAUAUAUAGCUGGUCAAGUGAUUAGAGUGCCUCUCUUCCCGUGUCUCAAGCUUUUACAAGAGCGUUUUCUAAGUUUGAGACUAUUUUUAAAACUCAUUCGCAAAGCAGCAUGCCAUUAAUAAAUUGUCCCAAAUGCCAGUUGUGAGACUGGCACAAUGGGAGGCAUAGGCAGGAAUUAGUACUGCUUCAUGUGACCUGUAAUUGAGUAACCGUGCUCUUCUUUGGGCCAUGAAGGUGUGAAAGUGCUAUGAUGUGAUGUGUUCCCAUCCUUAUGAUGGAGAACAUUGCAAAUGGCUCUUUCCUGGCAAGCACCUUUUUUCACCCCCUAUCUCCAGGCAGCCAGUUCACAGAAUGGGACAAAAGACCUGCUCUAGUGUAGCUGCUUAUCAAUUGAUAGGGAAAGAGGAAACUUGAUGGGUAACAUAGUAUCUCCGGCUUUGUGUUAAUACUCUAAAGACACAAGGUGGCCUUGCUUUUGGAUAAUCAUCACAUUGAACAAAUGGAGAUCUGCUUGCAUUAAAGCUGCACUCCAUAUGUGGAACUGUUUGAGCAAAGAGGGGGCGGGGAAGUGAGGAAUGUGAUAGUUCUAGGCAGGCCCUGUCAGCUUGCCCAUUUUAAUUUCUUUGAAGUUGAGAGCUGGGUGAAAAUUUGACCCUAGAUCUGCACUAGAAGUGUCUAUUCCAAAGCAGGGUUAUUUGUAUGGUCUGUUAACAGCUAACAGCUGUUCUAAGCAAGGUGGCUUUGGAUUUCCCAAGUAUGCAAUGAGUUAAACACUGACUAUUACUUUAAAAAAAAAAAAAAAGCUAAGUGAUAUUUUUUAAAUGCAUUACAAUAAAGAUUUGUAGACUCCAAG
This is a messenger RNA of Chelonoidis abingdonii (Abingdon island giant tortoise), 1918 nucleotides long. RefSeq names its product CLOCK interacting pacemaker (gene CIPC). Gene Ontology annotation, cellular component: nucleus. The record is from RefSeq and is a predicted model, not a curated record. Gene Ontology annotation, biological process: negative regulation of circadian rhythm; negative regulation of DNA-templated transcription. Lineage: Eukaryota; Metazoa; Chordata; Testudines; Testudinidae.